Molecule: messenger RNA, 624 nt
Organism: Rotaria socialis
Lineage: Eukaryota; Metazoa; Rotifera; Eurotatoria; Philodinida; Philodinidae
Source: the annotation of a GenBank genome assembly
AUGUACAAACGAUUUGUUAAUAGUGAUUCUACAAAUGGUGGAGGUUAUGAACGUCGUUCACGAGGAACGAAAUCAUCUGAUGAAUAUUCAUCAAAUUCAUUUCAAGACAAUAAUAGAGAUUCAAAUAAAUCUACAACUCAUAACAAUUCUCACUUCGUCGAUGAUAAUCAUCUUGAAAAACCUUGUAAGGCCUGUGUUGAUUUCAAAGAUUGGUUAAAACAUGGAACUACAACUACUAAUGCCGAAAAAACAACAAUUGUUGACCAGCAAGUUUCAAUAAAUUCAGAAUGUCCACUAAUGCGUGAUGACUUAGGUCGUGCAUCGUGGUCAUUACUCCAUACAAUGGCCGCUUAUUAUCCUGAUGAACCAAAAAAAGAAGAACAGCAAUGUAUGAGUCAAUUUAUUCAUUCAUUUUCAAAAUUAUUUCCGUGUCCCGAAUGUCGAACUGAUUUCCAAGAAGAAAUUACUAAAUCACCACCGAAUAUUUCGAGUUGCCUUGCUCUUUCAACAUGGAUGUGUGAACAACAUAAUAUAGUUAAUAAAAAAUUAGGAAAAACUGAAUUUAAUUGUAAACAAGUAUUAGAAAGAUGGAAAAAUGGACCAGCAGAUGGUAGUUGUGAUUAA